Messenger RNA from Sipha flava (yellow sugarcane aphid), 598 nucleotides. RefSeq lists its product as uncharacterized. The transcript is spliced from 4 exons. The record is from RefSeq and is a predicted model, not a curated record. Lineage: Eukaryota; Metazoa; Arthropoda; Insecta; Hemiptera; Aphididae. The coding region runs from base 76 to 510 and encodes 144 amino acids.
AAUGAAUGGGUCCUCAAGUACAUAGCUAUAAAUGAUGAUAUCCUCAAUCUAAGAGCUCAGGUAGAAUUGAAUUUAAUGAUGUUAGAUGUAACUGAAGUUAAUUUAAAUCUAAAAAACAUAGUCAAAAACUUGAAGAACAAAAUUUUAAACUAUUAUAUGAGUUUAACUCAAACAAAUAUUUCUAGAAUAAAUAAUGCAUAUAAACUGAUGAUUGCUAAGUCUUCAGAAAUGCCUGAUACGACUGAAGAUUUAGUAGAAUUAAGUAAAUAUGUGGAUGAAUGUCGGUACUCUACGCUAUCAGAAAUGAAGGCUUUAUUGAGAACUGUUGGAGAUUAUAUUAUGUUUCUUUUUGAAUACACAGAAUUUAAAGAUGAGGAUAUAAAUUCCUCAUCUCAAGCAUUUCGAUGGCCCCAAGUUAUUGAACACUAUUUAGAUUUAGCUACAAGUAGAGUUAUUCAAAAGAAAGGAGUUGUAGAAGGCCAAUUGAAAUCUAAAAAAAACCGAAUUUGAAUUUGACCUUAAAAAUCAUUUGAAGUUGUUAGAAAACUUAAAAAGAAAAGAUCCUCCAAUUCUAACAAGCAAUGAAAUUAUAGCUGCA